Molecule: messenger RNA, 142 nt
Organism: Cetraspora pellucida
Lineage: Eukaryota; Fungi; Glomeromycota; Glomeromycetes; Diversisporales; Gigasporaceae
Source: the annotation of a GenBank genome assembly
ACUUGAUAAAUCUGAAGAACCUGAAGAAUCCAAAAAACCUAAAGAACCUGAAAACUUUGAAGAAUUAAAAGAAAUUAAUAAAUUAACAGUUCAAAUAAUAUCUCAAAAAAGGUUGCAUGUAAAUUUACAAAAAAGGUUCUGA